AUGCCCCAGCCACUGCCCCGCGAAAAUGCCAAGCAUCACUACCUGCAAGAGACCAAGAAGAUGGACGUGCUGUCGCACUUUGUCGGCGUGUGGAGCGAGAAGUGGUGCGACGUCGACGUGUCCAACUCGACCAAGAUCACCUACGACGGCCACGCGCUCAACGUCGUCUACACCAAGAACAAGUUCACGGCACAGUUUGUCGACUUUGACUUUGCCGCCCAGCAGCUGCGCUUCAAUCUCUCGGGCGGUGACUCGGGCUGGUCGUUCAUCUACACACUCAAGUACCAUUUCGAGGGUCGUCUGUCGCUCAACGUCAACAGAUUCCACGACAGCAUGUCGUUCAAUGGCUUCUUCAAGCGCAGCGAGCAGCAGUCCGAGCAGUUGUCUGUUCCACAACUGGACAUUGCCGCACCACAUCAGCUGAGUCCAAGAGGACCCGUUGUCUCACCACCAGUCUCCCCAUUCGACCUUGAUGAUGAAGAGGAUGAUGAGAUGCCAGAUGAGGCAUCCCUCUUUAACCUUCAGUCACGUAGACAGUCAGUGUUCUAA
Molecule: messenger RNA, 549 nt
Organism: Acytostelium subglobosum LB1
Lineage: Eukaryota; Evosea; Eumycetozoa; Acytosteliales; Acytosteliaceae
Exons: 1
Coding region: 1-549 (182 amino acids)
Source: RefSeq, a predicted model, not a curated record